Kockovaella imperatae is the source of this 1716-nucleotide messenger RNA. Its product is annotated as TPR domain protein. Bases 1 to 1716 code for a protein of 571 amino acids. The transcript is spliced from 2 exons. Gene Ontology annotation, cellular component: intracellular anatomical structure. Lineage: Eukaryota; Fungi; Basidiomycota; Tremellomycetes; Tremellales; Cuniculitremaceae. Gene Ontology annotation, molecular function: protein binding. The record is from RefSeq and is a predicted model, not a curated record.
AUGAGCUCGUCGCCGCCCCCGUCGGAGCCCUACUUCGACAUUGGCAAGUUUCACCGCGAGAUCAGUACGACCUCGCCAGAAGCUCAGAUCUGGUUCGACAGGGCUCUAGUCUGGAUUCACGGCUUUCACGGGGAUGAGGCUGCCCAUUGUGCUGAGAACGCCCUCUUAUGGGACCCGACAAGUGCCAUCAGUCUCUGGGCAAUGCUGGCGGCUCUCUCGCCCAACUACGCCAAGUCUUGGGCCGUCAUGGGACCGAUGAAGAACUCUACGAUGGAAGUAUGGAUGAAAAACAAGGAUGAGAUGUUGAGGCUUGCUGAGAAUGCUCCUCCAGUCGAAGCUGGUCUGUGCAAGGCGUUGAUCCAUCGAUUCCCCCCCGACACACCCGAGACGGAGGAAGAUUGGGAUUUUGCAGCAUUAAACCACGCUUACGCCGAAGCUAUGGGACACGUCUACGACCAGUUCCCUGAUGACCUGGACGUGGCCUCUUUAUAUGCAGACUCUCUAUUGUGUCUGUCACCCUGGAAAUUGUGGGAUCUUGGGACUGGCGAACCUUUGCCUGGAUCUCAAGCCGUGCGGACCAAACAAGUCCUCGACAAGGCUUACGCCACGCCCGAGGGUAAACGCCAUCCUGGCAUCCUUCACCUCUACAUACACCUGAUGGAGAUGUCGGGAACCCCAGAGAACGCCGUCCCGGCAGGCGACAAACUACACGGCCUCAUCCCCGAUGCCUCUCAUCUCAACCAUAUGCCAUCUCACAUCUAUGUUCUCGUCGGUGACUAUCGUCGAGCCAUCAGUGCCAACAGUCGAGCGUUAUUCGAUGACGAACUCUACGUAUCCAAGGGGAAGCCUUCUUUAUGGUACAAUAUCCUUCGACUACACAACAUGCACUCUCUCGUAUAUGCUGCCAUGUCAAGUGGAAACUGGGAGGACGCGAGGGACAACCUCAAACUCGUCGAAACCGACACGGUCGAGGAUUUGGCGCGAACCAUGCCGAAUGUCCUCGAAGGUUUCCUAGGUACCUGGGCACAUGUUUAUGUUCGCUUCGGAAGGUGGGAUGAGAUCCUUGCCAAACCUUUGAGAGACGACCCAGAGUUCUACUCGUGCUCGACCUCGAUGCACCGUUACGCUCGAGGCAUCGCGCUCGCAGCUCAAAACAGGGUCAGAGAAGCGGACAUUGAGCUGGAAGAGAUGAAGCGUACCAUGGCCAAGAUUCCCAAAGGCCGCUUGAUGUUCCCCAACGAGGCGAUAGACGUGUUGCAAGUCGGAGAAGCAAUGCUAGAGGGAGAAAUCGAGUACCGCAGAGGCAACUUUCAAGCUGCAUUCGAGCAUCUGCGCGAGGCAAUGAAGCGAUAUGAUGGCUUGGUCUAUGGAGAGCCGUGGUCAUGGAUGAUGCCCGUCCGACAUGCUUACGCCGCCUUACAACUGCAGCAGGGCCAUAUCGAAGAGGCUCUCAAAACAUACGAGGACGAUCUGGGCUAUAGUUCCACUCUGGCCCUCGCACAUCAACAUCCGAACAAUGUCUGGGCACUCCAUGGGUAUCACGAGUGCGUCACUCGAUUGGGCUUGAAGAAACAGGCUCAAAUGGUUUACCCACAUCUGCGACUCGCCUUGGCCGUCGCAGACGUACCGAUAACUUCGUCCUGCUUCUGCCGCUUGAACAUCCAGAAAGCCAACGGUACGGCAGCCAACGGUGUUCCCAAUGGUUGCUGUCAAUGA